Messenger RNA from Oncorhynchus masou masou (cherry salmon), 2863 nucleotides. Its product is annotated as poly(rC)-binding protein 3-like. Gene Ontology annotation, biological process: regulation of gene expression; regulation of RNA metabolic process. Lineage: Eukaryota; Metazoa; Chordata; Actinopteri; Salmoniformes; Salmonidae. Gene Ontology annotation, molecular function: mRNA binding. Gene Ontology annotation, cellular component: nucleus; cytoplasm. The transcript has 11 exons. Bases 23 to 1336 code for a protein of 437 amino acids. The record is from RefSeq and is a predicted model, not a curated record.
UAGACCGUUGAUAAGUGUGAAUAUGUCUGACAAGGAAGGUGGGGCCUCAGAGGGGGGGCUGAAUGUUACCCUCACGUUACGGCUUCUGAUGCAUGGGAAGGAAGUGGGCAGCAUAAUUGGAAAGAAAGGGGAAACCGUCAAAAAGAUGAGAGAGGAGAGUGGCGCUCGCAUCAACAUUUCGGAGGGAUCUUCUCCAGAGAGGAUUGUUACCAUCACAGGACCAACAGAGGGCAUCUUCAAAGCUUUCUCUAUGAUCGCUGAGAAGUUUGAGGAGGACAUUACAGCUGCAAUGACAAACAGCACGGUAACAAGCCAUCCUCCAGUGACACUCCGCCUUGUGUUCCCAGGGAGUCAGUGUGGCUCCUUGAUAGGCAAAGGAGGCUCCAAGAUCAAGGAGAUCAGAGAGACCACAGGUGCUCAGGUGCAGGUUGCAGGGGACAUGCUGCCAGAAUCCACUGAGAGAGCUGUCACUAUCUCAGGCACUCCUCAGGCCAUCACACAGUGUGUCAGACACAUCUGCUCUGUCAUUCUGGAAUCACCGCCCAAAGGAGCAACUAUCCCAUAUCGCCCCAAGACCAUGCCAGGAGCCGGCCAUCCAGUAUUUCAACAACAACAACAACAACAUGCUUCACAAGCCUUCACAAUUCAAGGACAGUAUGCGUUUCCACAUCAAGAUUUGACCAAGCUUCACCAGUUGGCUAUGCAGCAUAUCCCCCUCCCUUCCCUUGGGCAAAGCAACCCUACCUUCCCUGGAAUGGAUGCCUCUGUCGCCACAAGUUCUCAGGAGCUGGCGAUACCCAACGACUUUAUUGGCAGCAUAAUUGGCAGACAAGGCAGCAAGAUCAAUGAGAUUCGCCAGGUGUCAGGAGCUCACAUCAAGAUAGCCAGUGCCACGGACGGAUCGCCCAUGCGCCAAGUCACAAUCAUAGGCUCUCCAACCAGCAUCAGUGUGGCACACUACCUCAUCAAUGUCAGCUUAGAGAUGGCUAAAUACACCAUGCAGGCUGCUUCCUCUGCGUCAUCUGUUGACCUCAACAAUAUGAGCUUCUCUCAGUCUGCUCCCACUGUCUCCACACCCACCUCUAUGGCUGUCAUGGCUGCCACCACCCAAGUCCCUGGCACCAUUAACAUGCACUCCCCCUCCACCUUACAGUCCAUCCCCACCCAGCACUAUGCUGUCCCCGUUUCCAGUCUGCUUGGCAUGAAAACGCUCCCUAUGCUGGCUAUGCACCCAGCAGCUGCCUCAGGGCUCCUGCAAGGUCUAUCCCCUUACACCACUAAGAUUCCUACUGCUGGCAUGAAAAAACCUGAGCGCCAGAAGUUUGCCCCAUAUUGACAUGUGGGAUAAGAAUUGAAUUCUCCUUCCAAAAACACGUUUGGGGUCAGUACUGCAUAACACUUGUUCCCUGUUGCAAAGCUUGAUUGAGAUAUAUUGACUGUAUGCAGAGGCCUCAUGCCCGUAGGGGGGACAGGGGCGUGUUCCCCCUCAGAUUUGUCUUGUUGAAAAAUAUGUUGUUGUUGUUUCUCUGUGAUACUACUAGCCACCUAGCAAUUUUAUGAAGUUGGCUUUAGGUAGCACAGAUAGGUUCCCAAUCUACUACCCUCAUUACUAGCUACCAAGAAACCAUUUCAGGAUGUAAAUAAAGUUAGAGUAGCUCGUUAACAAGGUUUCCUGCUGGCAAGAUUGCUACACUUUAGAAAAGCAAGUAGUUGCUAAAUGUACUGAAUAAAACUCACAUGAAUUAAAAUAUUUUACCCAGACUUUAGCAGAGCAGCAGAAAAGCAUAUAAGAGGUAUGCUGAGAUAUGCAGAAAAAAAUAAACAUAUUUUUGGCAUAUAAUUAAGCAUAAUGAUUAUUCUCUAGAUUGCAGGAUAAGGCUUUCAGCUGUUUGACACACACACACACACACACACACACACACACACACACACACACACACACACACACACACACACACACACAGUAGUGUAACAGUUUUGUUUGCAACUGUAACUAAAGCGAAAUACCUACUUGUGUAUCAGAACAUACACAACAAUACACAGGCAUUUCUCAAGCUUACAGUAUGUGAUGCACAGACACAGCGGAUCCUUCCAGCAGAACAGUUUUCUCAGAUAUGAUGUACUGUAUUUUGUUUUGAAUCGCUAUAAACAGUUGGCCAAUGAUGUGGUUAGGAAAAAGCCAGUUCCAAACCAGAAUUGACGUUGUAGCAGCUGCAUUCUAUCGGUAGGGUAACUGUUAGGUAAUACUUUACUUGACACCCAUGGCCAUAACCAUGUCAUAAUAUGUCAUAACAGCUGACAUAAUGUGUCAUAACCUGUUAUAAUAUGGUCAUAACACUGUCAUGACCCAUAUAUUUACACCUCUUGUGACAUAUAUUGUGUUAUUUUAUGGCUGGUUAUGACACCUACAUCAGAGUGUCAAAACCCACAUUUAUUCAAAUGAGUUUUUUCACUGCCAAGACGUUUCCUUUUGUUUGAAUGUUUCUUUCUGAAAUCCUUUGUUGUGGUAAUAUAUUUUUGUUACAGUCAUGCUUCUUUUUUUAUCGUCAUUUUUCAAAAAUGAUCUCGUAGAAAAUGAAGUUUAUUGCACUGCCGUGAAGCAUGAUGACCUCCCUGUGACACUUUACGUGGACUAAGAAAAUACAAUUUAUGAAACUGUCACGAAGCAUCACGACCAUCAUAAUCAGACAAGCCAGAUUGGCCUAUCACGUACAUGCCCUGAUAUCAGUCAUCAAUCAAAAAGAGGGUGUCUUGUCCUGCUCCUGCAAUCUGAUCCUGCAUUCAUCCCAGUCAUCAGCAACAGAGCAUUGGGGUAGGUGCACGUCCGACAUCAAUGUGUGCGCAAUUAAAGUGAGAAUUCCAU